Molecule: messenger RNA, 915 nt
Organism: Funneliformis geosporum
Lineage: Eukaryota; Fungi; Glomeromycota; Glomeromycetes; Glomerales; Glomeraceae
Source: the annotation of a GenBank genome assembly
AUGAUAUCAGAACUUUUUACAGGUCUCUCCAAAGAUUUUUCGCGGUUGCUCAAAGAUGCCGAUGAUUAUAAUGUUAUUAUUGAAAUCGGAGAGGGCCCAAAUAUAAAGAAAUUUCGCGCACAUUCUGUUAUACUUCGGGCACGCUCUUUAUAUUUUCAUAGCGCUCUAUCCAGCGAAUAUUCGCGAAAAGAAAAUGGAUGCAUCAUUUUUAAACAACCUGGUGUAUCGCCAUCAAUAUUUGACAUGAUAAUAAACUAUUGUAAUAAAUUAAUAACGGAAGAUGCUCGAAUAUUAUUCGAGGCAAAAGAUUUUAAUUCCGUGGACGAGGACGUACUUGUAUCUGUACUUCAACGUGAUGAUCUUGGUCUGCAAGAAAUUGAAAUCUGGAAUAAGGUUAUUCAAUGGGGUAAAGCCAACACUUCAAAACUUAAAGAAAAUGUUUCUAACUGGAAAAAGGAAGAUUUCAUGUAUCUGGAAAGGACGAUGCAUAGGAUAAUCCCGCUUUUAAGACUUUUUCAAAUGAGUCCUGCUGAUUAUUGUCACAACGUUAGACCAUAUAAGCAAAUACUCCCAAAAAAUUUACAAGAAGACCUCUUGUGCUACUACCUUGCUAACGAUCAACCCAAAUCGACCAUAAUUCUUCCCCCAAGAGUGUCACCUAUCAAAAUUGAUUCGACCAUUAUUGGACCACAGCAUACGGCCCUUAUCGCGAGGUGGUUAGAUAAUGAACCCAUUGAAAUUGAUGAUUUAGUUUGGCUUGGGCCAAAGUUUGGUAAAGGUCCGGAUCUAUGGGUCCGGAUGAAUACAGACAAAAGUGGGGAAGCGCGUAAAGAUACUUAUGAAAGUAACGUUUUGGAAGUUGAAGGAAGAUUUAGAUGGAUAGAAUGCGAAAUAUUUUCUAUAAUGAAGAAAUAA